AUAACACGUAGCCGUUGGGUUCACUCCUGCUAUUCCAGCGCCUCCACUGAGUUCCCUUCGGGUCGCCUUCGUGUGCAAUGGACGGCAUUGUCCAAGAUAUAACAGUUGGUACAAAGCGGGGAUCUGACGAGCUUUUCUCUACUUGUGUCACUAACGGACCUUUUAUCAUGAGCAGCAACUCUGCUUCUGCAGCCAAUGGAAAUGACAGCAAGAAAUUCAAAGGGGACAAUAGAAGUGCAGGAGUCCCAUCACGAGUAAUCCACAUCCGCCAACUGCCCAGCAAUGUCACCGAAGCAGAAGUGAUUUCCUUGGGGCUGCCCUUUGGCAAGGUCACAAACCUCCUGAUGCUGAAAGGAAAGAAUCAGGCUUUCAUAGAAAUGAAUACUGAAGAAGCCGCUAACACAAUGGUGAGCUACUACACAACAGUCACUCCAGUUCUCCGGAGCCAGUCCAUCUACAUCCAGUUCUCCAACCACAAAGAGCUCAAGACUGAUAACUCUCCAAACCAGGCACGUGCACAGGCAGCCUUGCAAGCAGUGAACUCGGUUCAGUCGGGCAACCUGGCCUUGUCUGCCUCUGCUGCAGCCAUCGAUGCUGGGAUUGCCAUGGCUGGCCAGAGCCCUGUCUUGAGGAUCAUUGUGGAAAACCUCUUCUACCCAGUAACCCUGGAUGUUCUGCAUCAGAUCUUCUCCAAGUUUGGCACCGUGCUGAAAAUAAUAACUUUCACAAAGAACAACCAGUUCCAGGCUCUCUUGCAGUAUGCAGACCCUAUGAGUGCUCAGCAUGCCAAAUUGUCCCUGGAUGGGCAGAACAUCUACAAUGCCUGCUGCACCCUCCGCAUUGACUUCUCCAAGCUCACCAGCCUAAAUGUGAAGUACAACAAUGACAAGAGCAGAGACUACACACGGCCAGACCUGCCUAGUGGGGACAGCCAGCCCUCCCUCGACCAGACUAUGGCAGCCGCCUUUGGUGCUCCGGGCAUAAUUUCUGCCUCUCCAUACGCAGGGGCUGGCUUCCCUCCUGCUUUUGCAAUUCCUCAAGCUGCAGGCCUCUCAGUUCCAAAUGUACACGGAGCUCUUGCUCCUUUGGCUAUCCCAUCAGCAGCUGCUGCCGCCGCUGCCGCAGGACGGAUUGCUAUUCCUGGCCUCACCGGGGCAGGGAACUCCGUUCUGCUGGUUAGCAAUUUGAACCCCGAGAGAGUUACACCCCAAUGCCUCUUUAUUCUUUUCGGGGUGUAUGGUGAUGUGCAAAGAGUGAAGAUCUUGUUUAACAAGAAGGAGAGUGCCUUGGUUCAAAUGGCCGAUGGCAAUCAAGCCCAGCUCGCCAUGAGUCACCUCAAUGGUCAGAAGCUGCAUGGCAAGCCCAUCCGCAUCACCCUGUCAAAACACCAGACGGUGCAGUUGCCCCGGGAAGGGCAGGAGGACCAAGGGUUAACCAAGGACUACGGAAAUUCUCCCCUCCAUCGCUUCAAGAAGCCGGGUUCCAAAAACUUCCAGAAUAUUUUCCCCCCUUCUGCCAUCCUUCACCUCUCUAAUAUCCCGCCUUCAAUAACUGAAGAUGACCUCAAGAUGCUGUUCUCAAGUAAUGGUGGAAUGGUGAAAGCCUUCAAAUUCUUCCUGAAAGAUCGAAAGAUGGCUCUUAUCCAGAUGGGAUCAGUCGAAGAAGCCAUUCAGUCUCUCAUCGACCUCCAUAACCAUGACCUGGGUGAGAACCACCACUUGCGCGUGUCCUUUUCCAAGUCCAACAUUUAAGCGCUCCAGGAAGCACGAUGGACCGGACUGCAGGCAAAAGCAAAAACCCACCACAGCCCCUCCCUUGGGGUUCAGCCUGGCAUCUUCAAGGCUGAACACCUGCUUGGGGUGAGACAACUUCCAUCAUUCCAGAAACAAAAGAAGCCACUUUAAAGAGAAAAAAAAGCAGCUGAAGUGACCUUAAGAGACAACAGAUUUUAUUUUUUUAAAGAGGAAAGCAGUUUACUGGGUUUUUUUAAAAAAAAUUAAAUCUUAAUUCACAUUGCUAUAACCUUUCUUGCAGCAUGUGGGAUUACAAUCUUGACUGGGAUGGGGUGGGGAGGCAUGGUCACAAGCAUAACAGUUUACAUUCUUAAACUGCUCUGGGAACAUUCCCCCUUUUCCUUCCCUCCCUCCAGAGUGUAAAAUGCAAAUACAGCACCCAGUCCCAGAAACCAUCUCGGCUUCACAGUAAUGCCUUUUAUCUUGUUCAGGCCUUGGGGGAAAAAAAACCAAGUUGUGCAUUCUUGAUUUCUUUUUUUAACCCUCCCAAGCACAGAUGCCUCCUUAGGGAGACCUGCUGUGUCUCCCUAAGCCUUGGAUCAAAUAUCCUGUGCCUUAGAAGCUUUAUGCUGAUGUUGGGAGGCCCACUAGUAAAAGUUGAAAGGACAGAGGAGUCAUCCUCAGAUGAUCACAUUGCAUGGGGAAGGGUGGUGUGGGCAACUUCCUCCCUCCUUAAGCAGUUGAGCCCCUCUCCAGAAAAGUGGGCUUAACCUGCAGAGCUUUUGAACUAGUUUCUUCAGUCCUUUGAGUUGCCAGGGGGAGUUGAUAUUAAAAACUUUUGGCCAGCCCUAGUGCUUUGCUCAGGGGAGGAGGAUGGGAGAGGGAAGGUUCCUCAUCCCUUAACCAUUCCAUUGUCGGCAGUAACUCUGAGUGGGUUCCCCACUGACUGCUUAAAAACACAAACAGUUUUCCCCAACUGUGGAAAUUGAGCCAAGAGUGUCAAAAUACGUUUGUACAAGGAGAGUCUGAAUUAUCGGUCUGUAUCCAGAUCAUCAGUUCUGGGCUCACACUUGGGUUGAUUCAAGUUGCCUUGCCCUCCCCUUCUGAGUUCAUCCUUAAGACCAGCAUCUCUGCUCUCCUAUUUAGUGACCUCAACUUUUUCUUUUAAUCUUUUUAUUACAAGUUUUUUUUUUUUACAAAGCAGUCUUUCUCUGCCUAGCAAUAUCUCCAGUUGACCAAAUAUUGUAAUGGGUUCAUAUAUAUGCAUAUAUAUAUAUGCAAAAAAUAGCUUAACUUUUUAUAGCUAAGAUGGUAUAAAUGUAUCUACUUACUCUUGUUCUCUUACCUUGUAUGCUGUAUUCUUGUAUUUUUGUUUUGUAAUCUGAAAAUAGUGCAGUAGUUGAGCCAGAUAAGGUCAUGGCUGGAGAUUAAUCUUAUAUGAUACGGUGAAGGAGUAAGUACUUAAAGCAGCAAACACCAGUUAACUCAAAAGGAGGAAAUGACCCAAAUUUUAAGGGUGGUUUUUACUUAAUCUGAGUUUAUUUAGUUUAUUUAAAGAGAAAUGCAACUUUUCCCUUCCUAAUCGUAUCUACCAUGCUAUUCCUCCUGUCCCUUUUUGUGCCGAUCUGCCUUCUUUGUUGUAUUCCAGAGUUGCCUUACUUCUGCCCGCUUAACUUGUGUGAGAUUUUAGAAGAACCAGAAUUUUGUACUUAAUAUCAGGGUUAUUUCUGCAAAAUGUGGACCAAAGUGUUUUUUUAAAAAAAAUGUAUUUUGGUGUCAAGUUGCGCCCCCCCCCCCCAAAUAAAUAAACGUUGGCUUGCAUAGGUAUUGAGGGGGUCAGGGGGAAGAGUCCUAACGCUACUUCUUAAGUCAAGUUCCUCCUUAACGUGAUGUGGGGGGGGGGGGCAUUCUUAUGCUGGAGGCCAGUGUGGUGAUCUGCAGGAAGGGGGGGGGCGUUCUGCUGGAGCUGUUUGUUCGCUCUCUGUAUCCUAGCCUAUCAUGGCUGCCCUUGUCAGGUCCUGAAAACCAACAAGGCAGCACUUUGUUCUCACUGCUGUGUCACCUUGCCUUAAUUUGACCACGUAGAAGUUCUUGAAAGACUGCUCCACACUGCAAGCCCAGCACUCGUUGCCGCCACCUGGCUGUCUAAGAUGAUGGCAGUUUUACAGCAAACUCGCCAUUUUGGACCACUGGCUGCGUUUUAUUUUUCCAAACACUGGCCAUGGAAGCAGCCAGCAUCUGACACACAUUCCUCCCCAUGCAAGCAAUCAGCGGGUGCUCACAUUUCCUCUUGGCGCUCCAUGUGCAUGGUCCACCCAGAGCAAUAGAAAGGUGGUCUGUCCACUUGAAGUGGGCCAGAGUUCUACAAGCUAAGGUUUUCUUGGCCUGUUGGACCCAGAUCAACUAUUAAUGUUGGUGGACAGGUUAGCGUCACAGGGGAGGUGGUUGAGUGACUCAUCCUCCCUCCCUCCCCAAAAAGAGUAAGGGAAGAUCAACUGCCACCCCAGGGUUUUUUUUUUAAAAAAAAAAAUCUUGACAGAACUUUGGUGAGACUGGUCAGACUUGAUCCUGAAAUCCACUUAGCAGGCCUUUCUCAGCAGCUCAUUGGAACGCAGCCUCUCUCUGCCGACGUUUUUCUGCUUGGAUUCCCUCAGCCGGCAGAUGAGAGGUGUGUGCUUGUUCUUGGCUUUUUGCAGGCGGCACAUGCCAGUGUGUUGCUGUUAACUCCCAGACCCAAGCAAAAUACAGGGAGGAGGGAUGGGCUCAUCUGUUUCUCUUUUUUUUUUGAUCCUGUGUGUUGCAUGUAAAUGUAAUGAGAAAAAGGUGUAAAUAUUUAUGAUUUUUUAUACCUGUUGUAAGACAUGAGGGGGCAGCAGAACCCAGGUUUUUACAGCAAAUGGAUGUAUUGUAUAUUUUGAUAACCAGCUAUUACAGGUUCAGUAUUGGGGGUGGGGGUGGGGGCUGAUUGUACACAAAACAUCAGAAUUCAUUGCCUGGCUAAAAGGAAUGUAAUGCAAAAAAAAGAAAAAAAUGGAAAAUUAAAACUAUUUUAUAAUUAAUCUUAGUACCCUUUUCUGUAGCAUUUAGUUCUUGACUUGUUCAGAUUGUAGAAAACAGUUGGUGGGCCUGUCUGUACUUCCUUUUUUGCUUUCACAAUAAAUGUCUUCUGUAUUCUUUG
Messenger RNA from Eublepharis macularius, 4911 nucleotides. It is a transcript of the gene PTBP1, whose product is annotated as polypyrimidine tract binding protein 1. Bases 78 to 1751 code for a protein of 557 amino acids. Gene Ontology annotation, molecular function: mRNA binding. Lineage: Eukaryota; Metazoa; Chordata; Lepidosauria; Squamata; Eublepharidae. The transcript has 15 exons. The record is from RefSeq and is a predicted model, not a curated record. Gene Ontology annotation, cellular component: nucleus. Gene Ontology annotation, biological process: regulation of cell differentiation; mRNA processing; regulation of RNA splicing.